Micromonas commoda is the source of this 861-nucleotide messenger RNA. RefSeq lists its product with no specific name. Gene Ontology annotation, molecular function: protein binding. The coding region runs from base 1 to 861 and encodes 286 amino acids. Lineage: Eukaryota; Viridiplantae; Chlorophyta; Mamiellophyceae; Mamiellales; Mamiellaceae. The record is from RefSeq and is a predicted model, not a curated record. The transcript has a single exon.
AUGAGCGACUUCUUCUCCAGGCUGACAAAUGAUAUCACCGUAGCGUUUGAGAAGCUGGGUUCGGACUUCAACAAGGCGACGAGCGCGUCGAAGCGCAAGGAGACUGCCGGGAAGACGGGGAUCGUAUCCGAGCGCGAGGCGGGUUGGUCGUCGUUCCCCGAGUACGUCAUAGAGCUCGGGCCCAAGGUCCGAUCCAUCAACUGCGAGCGGAACUCCAUCGCGAGCCUUCCUGAAGAUUUUGGACUAAAGCUCACUCUGGUUACAAAGCUCUCUAUGGGAUACAAUGUACUUGCCCGCCUCCCUGACUCUCUGUGCCUGAUGACGACCCUCAAGUCGCUGCGUCUUGAGAAGAACAAGAUCGAGCACCUACCGGAUACGCUAGGGGAUCUUGUCCGGCUCGAGGAGCUGGUGCUGAGGGACAACCGUAUUCGGGUGCUUCCGAAGAGCAUCUGUGGGUUGAAAAAGCUCACGAGGGUCGACCUGUCCAGGAACCGGCUGACAUGCGCAGAGACGCAAGACGAGAGCGGGCUCGCGAACGUCGCGGGGUGUGCGAGACUGACCGAACUGAGAGUGGACGGAAACGUAGGGAUCGAGGCUUUGCCGAAUGCGUGGGGGCAACUGACCGCGCUCGUGUCAGUCUCCGCGGAUGAGACUCGCGUGAGGACGGUACCGACGGAGGUGUUCACGGGAUGCGUAAAACUAGAGCGGGUGUCGCUGAGGUGUUGCCCGACUGACAUCGACGCGAUCAGAGCCACGAAAGGUUGGGACGAAUUCGACGCGAGACGCAUCAAGGGCAGGGACAAACAAAUUCACGGUGGGGUGAUGCUCGGGAGCUUGGAUGAUGGGCUCGACAAGAGUUGA